Molecule: messenger RNA, 468 nt
Organism: Ostertagia ostertagi
Lineage: Eukaryota; Metazoa; Nematoda; Chromadorea; Rhabditida; Trichostrongylidae
Source: the annotation of a GenBank genome assembly
AUGCGCAUGAUGGAUAUGAUAUACUGGAAUCCCAAAAAGGAGAAAGCUAUGACCCGACGCCACGUGGAGACAGAGUCCGUGAAGUCUGCAGUCUGUGAGGAAAAACAGUCUUCCAUUGAAAAACUUAACAACAGCGGCAGUAAAUCGGCAGCCCCACAGGUUAAUAAUCUGGACCACGGCGACUUUGUGAUCGACGAGAAAGACCGAGUAUCUCGAAAAGUUACUUCACUCUCGUUCCGGAAUCGCCUAUGGCGCAAAGGUACAACCUGGACGGAAAAGGAAACUGAGUUAUUCUACGGUAUUCUUUCUACUGUGUUGGGGCUACUUAUGGAACGAUAUUCAGAAAUUCUUCGGUGUACGGGCCCGGACUUUGGAUUGAUGCACGAAUUUUUUCCAACGCGAGCUCGCAAUGAGCUCAAGACCAAGUUCAAUCGAGAAGAGAGGAAUAAUUGGGAAAAACUGAAAGAG